GACUCUUUGAGUGGUUUUCCAAAAAAUAGCUCAGUAUGGGAUCUCUGAAGUCAGGCAGUGGGUGAAGAGUAUUAAAUGGCAGAUGUUAGGUGGAGUCGUAUUCUUCUUUAAACAGCGGAGAGCCACUUUAAGAUGGUGAGCACACAUACUGGAAAACCCCAAAGCCUUCAGGCCGGCCUCGGCUGCUUCUGGCAUCAUGGAGGUGUUUGAAUGCACUCACGAACAGCGCACACACACGCAGCCAUAAAAAGCGGAGGAGCUCCUCAUCAGCAGUAUUAAACAGACUGGGCUCAGAGUGCCGCUGGAUGUAUGAAGCUGAGUGCAAACCCAACAGCAGAGCUAACCUCCUCUACAAGAGCUCACUGAGGUGACAGUGCCAGCUUACUUUGCCAGCAGCAGCCAGACAAAUUGCCAUGGGUCCCAGCGGCUGGAGCCUGUGUGCACUCUUCUGCGCCUGGGUACUGGGUGAAAGCAUGGGCCUGUCCCGGAGACGAAGGGCCUCGGAGGAUGAUGGGCUUCCUAAAAAGUGCUCGUACACUUUCCUGGUCCCCGAACAGAAGAUCACAGGACCCAUCUGUGCAAGCCGCGGACCUGCACUUCCAGACAAGGACCGUGUGACACGGUUGGACAUAGCGGAUGUGCGUGAGCUGCUGUCCAAGCAGAGGCGUGAGAUGGACACCCUGCGCAUGGUGGUGGACGUGGACGGCAACAUGGUAAGCGAAAUGAAGCUGCUGCGGAAGGAGUCACGCAACAUGAACUCACGAGUCACGCAACUCUACAUGCAGUUGUUGCACGAGAUCAUCCGCAAGCGAGACAACUCGCUGGAGCUCGCGCAGCUGGAGGGCCGCAUCCUCAACGCCACAGCUGAGGCACUGCGCCUCUCUGCUCGCUACAGGGAGCUCGAGGUGCGGUUUUCUGCCCUCGCCUCCGUGGUCAAUAACCAGUCCGUCCUGAUUGGUGCUCUGGAGGAGAGGUGUUUGCAGGUGUAUGGGAGUCGCAGGCAGGAGCCACUUGCCCCGCCGCUGGUCCAGGUUGUUCCUGAGAACAUCCCAGUGCAUGUCCCCCGUUUUUCCAAUGAGAUCCAGAGGGACCAUAGCCGGUCUUUCCCCAGGGACAGGGGUUCCAGAGCGGGCACCGAACCCACUGGGAGUACGCUGGAAGCUAAACGGCCUCCAGAUGGCAACUUCAGCUCAGAAGGUCCUUUCCGUGACUGCCUCCAUGCGAUACAGGCUGGCCACGACACCAGCGGGAUGUACCUCCUGAAACCGGACGGGACCGAGAGGCCAUUCCAGGCCUGGUGUGAGCACGACCUGGACAACGGAGGCUGGACCAUCAUCCAGAGGAGGAAGGAUGGAUCUGUCAACUUCUUCAGGAACUGGGAGAGUUAUAAGAAAGGCUUUGGCAACAUAGACAGCGAGCACUGGUUGGGGCUGGACAAUAUUUACAAUCUGGCCAAGCAGGGCGACUACAAGCUGCUGGUGGAGCUGCAGGACUGGAUGGAGAAGAAGGUCUACGCGGCCUACAGCAGCUUCCACCUGGAGCCUGAGAGUGAAUCGUACCGGCUGCGUCUGGGCAUCUACCAAGGCAACGCUGGGGAUUCGUUAACCAGCCAUAAUGGCAAACAGUUCACCACCCUGGACCGUGACAAGGACGCCUUUUCAGGUAACUGCGCUCACUUCCACAAAGGCGGCUGGUGGUACAACGCGUGUGGGCAGACCAAUCUGAACGGAGUGUGGUAUUCCGGAGGAGUCUAUCGCAGCAAGUUCCAGGAUGGAAUUUUCUGGGCCGACUACGGUGGAGGCUUCUACUCCAUGAAGACUGUGCGCAUGAUGAUCAGGCCCAUUGACUGAAUCAAGAACACAGCCAAAGACUCAACAUAGCUACACUUCUCCACGCAUACACAUUGGACAGGGGGGGAAAGUCCAGUUCCCAGUUCUGUUUUUAAAUGUAUGUAAUAGCUCAGAUGGCAGACCUCAUGAGCAGGACAUGUUUAGAAGAUGGAGCUCAGCUUGUAAAGGGUCCUCCUCAUCCCUGUGUAUCCCCUAUGCACAUGUCCUCUCUACACAUUGCACCAAGGGUGGAGUUUUUGGUUUCCCAAGAAAGACAAGCCUUUAUGAAGUUUGAUACUUUUUUCUGUUUGGCAGUUUUGAAGAUUUGAAACCUUAUUUCUUUGCUCCUUGAUCUUCACCAUGAUAUCGUUCAACCUGUGAGGAUGCGUCUUCUCAGAACUUGUUACUAGCAUAACCAUGGAAUGGGUGCAUCCAAAUAUCCAUACAUCAGUGGUGUAGUCUACUUCAGAUCACUUCGACAACCAAUGCACGCUAUAAUUCUAUUAGUUCUAUUUGUAUCAUCAGGAUUAUGAGUAGAACUACCUGAUUUAAUUAUUUCUUUACCCAACUUUGAAAGCAGGGGUGGCAGGAACUGGUGGAAAGGUCAUGUUCCCCUCAUUCCCAGUGGAAAGUCCACCUAUGCACAGCACUAAGAUACCAAAAGCAAUACCAGAGAUGUUAAUGCAAGUCUUGUCAUCUGAGUUGACUCUAAACUCUCUGGGGUGUGCGGCUGAAUCGAGUCUCGAGUCUUUAGCAGAGAAUUUUAGCUUAGUUUUGCUGCAUUACAGGGUUGUUCCGCCAUAUUGGCAGGGUUCGUUCUUUACAUGCUGCAAAUACUCACAAACACUGAGAGAGCUUAAAGACA
Messenger RNA from Colossoma macropomum (tambaqui), 2694 nucleotides. RefSeq names its product angiopoietin-like 1b (gene angptl1b). Lineage: Eukaryota; Metazoa; Chordata; Actinopteri; Characiformes; Serrasalmidae. The transcript is spliced from 5 exons. The record is from RefSeq and is a predicted model, not a curated record. Bases 414 to 1850 code for a protein of 478 amino acids. Gene Ontology annotation, biological process: cell surface receptor protein tyrosine kinase signaling pathway.